ACAAAUAAUAGCGCGACCUUCGAUUAAGCGAAGUGAUUUAUUUAAGUAAAAGUUAUAUAAAUUAACAUAUCUUUAAAUCAACCAAGUGUUUGUAUUGUUCUUGGAGAAUUAAAUUUAAAAAUAUAUUGGAGUAUUUUUAGUUUGUCUUCGUUAAAACUAGGUUGUGUUUGUAUUUCUACUUGAGUCAAGUAGAUAUGAUUAAAAUGAUAAAGUUUUUAUGGUGUGGUUAUUUAGAUUAAAUAGCUUAAUUGUUGAGUAAACUUGAUUGCUAAAGAAACUAGAUUAAGUUUUUAAUUCUACUUGAUUAUCAACUGCUUUUAAUGCAAAAAAAUUCAUUUGGAUUUGAGAAAAGGGAACAACAUUUUUCAGAGUUUUUCUUCUUCAACUCUUAAGAAGAAAAAAUAAAAUAUAAUAAUAUCAGUGGUUUUUAUUAAGGAAUUACUAUAGUUAAAAAGGCAGAAAGGGAAAAAUAUGAUGAUUUAUUUCAAGAAAGUUAAAAAUAAUAAAUAAAGAUGGUAUUGAUUGUGAUGACCAAGAGAUUCAUUUUAAGACGCAUCAAUCUUCAUCAUCUUAAAAUAAAAAGGAUAAAUAUGAUAGAUUUCCAUUAUCUCAAACGAAAACAAAGAGUUCAAAAUAUUGGUGGUAAGAAUUGUCAAAAAUGUAUGAUAGGUAUGAUGAAGAGUUUUAUGACAAAUUCAUUCAUGAUCAAAUUUAAUAUGGCAGCUGGAAAAGACAAAGAAUUGUUUCAGUCUAACCAAGCUAUACAAAUAAAUAAAAGUUUGUGCGUCGACUGCUCACUAAUCAUAAACAGAGUCGAUUGUUGAUGCAAUAAUUACUGAUUCGUUAAAGCUGGCAACUUCUACUUGUGCUAAAGUACCUUAAAUCCAACAGAUAUCAUUGUUACGAUAUUAA
Hydra vulgaris (swiftwater hydra) is the source of this 912-nucleotide messenger RNA. The record is from RefSeq and is a predicted model, not a curated record. NCBI's taxonomy places the organism in Eukaryota, Metazoa, Cnidaria, Hydrozoa, Anthoathecata, Hydridae.